AUGUCAAUUUUUAAAUUAAGAGCAUUAUUUAAUAUUAUUAUUUAUUUAUUUUAUAAUAUUAGUUUUUUAAAUUCAUCUAAUAAUGUUCAAGAAUAUUUUGGUAUGCCUGUUGGAGCUAUAUAUUAUGGUAUUGGAAAAAUGAGUGGUGAAAUAUAUGCUGGUGAUUAUAAUACAAUUUAUAUUAAUAGAUAUCAUCAUAAUCCUAAAGAAAAAGGAUGUUUUGCAUUAAUGGUUGGACCAGCAACAGAAAAUGAUAUUUAUAAAAGUUAUUCUAUAGGAAAUUAUGGUAUACUUUUAUCAAAAAAAAAUUAUACUGAUAUAAAUACAAAUGAUAUUUCAAUUGUUAAAAGAAAUAAAAGAGGAUGGAAAAAUGUAAUAGAAACAAAUUUAAAUUAUAAUAAUAAGGAAAAAAUUACUAAUGAUAAUAGUAAUUUUAAUUCUCCAGAUAAAUUAAUAUUUAAAAAAAAUCCUAAUGCUGAAUAUCGUUAUCAUCCAAAUAUAAGAAAUGAUAAUAUAAAUGAAUAUAAUAAUAAUAAUAAUAAUAUAUCAAUACCUAUUACAACAAUAAAACCAAAAUAUUGGGUUAUUGAUGAUCCUAGAGCUGCUAGAAAAAAUGCUAAAGAAAAAGCUAAUAAAUUAAGAGGUUUAGGAAAUUAUCCAUCUAAAAAAAAUAAAGCAUUUUCAACAAAAACAAUAAAUAGUUUUAAUUAUAUUUAUGAAUUACCUAUAACAAGAGAUUCAUAUACUAUUAAAAAAUUUUAUCUACCUAGUAAUACAAAUAUAACUGAUUAUAAAUGGAUUGGUUUAUAUGAUAAAUGUGUUCAAAAAACAAUACCUUUACUUACACUUAAAGAUAUUGAACCACCAAAAGCAGAAAAAAUUGCUCCAUUAAGUGGAUGGGAACAUAAUAUUACAUCUUAUAGAGUACAAGUAUUAAAUUGUAAUACAAUUUUAAUUCCUGGUUUUACAUUUGAUGCUAAUAGUGCAUUUUCCAAAAAUACAUUCAUGUAUGUUGGUAUGGGUUCUUUUCCUGAAAAAAUUUUAUCACAAUAUAGAGCACAUGUUAAUAAUCAAAAUCCUGAUAUACCAUUACGUUUUUAUAAUCAUGAAGAUAUAUAUGUAACAUUACCUUUAGAUUUAAAAACUUUUGAUGUUGACUUUUUAUCAAUAUACAAUGAUGAUGAAAAAAAAUCCUAUGGUAAUAUUAUUCUUCCAAGUGUCUUAGUACCACCAUGUUUGAAGGCAGAAGAUGAAACUAGAUUAACUGGAAAAGCAAAGCAAAUUUGA
Messenger RNA from Strongyloides ratti, 1287 nucleotides. Its product is annotated as DM13 domain-containing protein. The transcript has a single exon. Lineage: Eukaryota; Metazoa; Nematoda; Chromadorea; Rhabditida; Strongyloididae. The coding region runs from base 1 to 1287 and encodes 428 amino acids. The record is from RefSeq and is a predicted model, not a curated record.